Molecule: messenger RNA, 1600 nt
Organism: Cyprinus carpio (common carp)
Lineage: Eukaryota; Metazoa; Chordata; Actinopteri; Cypriniformes; Cyprinidae
Product: protein ALP1-like
Exons: 2
Coding region: 209-1222 (337 amino acids)
Source: RefSeq, a predicted model, not a curated record
GAAAAUUUAAAGAGCCCAUUCUACUGACUGCACCAACUGCGAGCGAUGUUUUUAGUUCUGCUUUCUGCCUUCAUCGGCGUUUUUACGUCGUUCGAGCUCACAGUCCAGAGGAGGCGUCGGUCAGCUACUCGCAGAUCACGCCUUCGUCGAGAGCUUUUACGGAAUUUCUCAAAUAACAUUGUGAGCCCUACAAUCUACUGCCACCUGAAUGCUGCUGUGCCAAUUCUUCGGAUGUAUUUUGAAGAUGGAGCUGACAUCCGCCCCCAAACUCCGACUUUCACGGCAGUCCAUCCAAUCCUUGAUUGCUGCAGUGAAACCUGAAUGCGACCAUGGCUGGGAAAAGGACGUUGAGGUGCUGGUGUUCCUUUACUGGCUGGCCCAUGGAGCCUCAUACCGGGUAGUGUCACUCACCUUUGACAUCCCGAAGUCUACUGUGCACGACAUUGUGCACAGAAUGAGCAAGACAGUCAUCGGGAUUUUGAGGCAGCUCAUCGCUUUCCCCAGUGCGGAUGACCUGGAGGCGGUGGGAGCAGGUUUUGCCCAGCUGGCAGGGUCUCCAGCUUUUAGAGUAGUAGCUGGUGCUAUAGAUGGCUGUCACAUCCGCAUUAAACCACCAGCAAGUGAUGUGCAGUGCUACUUUAAUCGGAAGCUCUUUAAUUCUGUACAGCUGCAGGCCAUCACUGACCACCAGGGGAAGUUCCUCGACAUUUUUGUGGGGUAUCCUGGGUCUGUGCAUGAUGCCAGGGUGCUGAAGAACAGCCCUGUGUACACUGGCCGCCUGUUUCCACCUGCAGGAAAAUGCAUCCUUGGAGAUGGUGGGUAUCCUUGCCUGAGUGCGCCCAUCUGCCUCAUGACGCCAUACAGAGAGCCUGUACAGAAUGCUGUACAGGCUCGCUACAACAGGAAGCAUUCUCGUGCACGGAACAUCGUCGAGAGGGCCUUCGGGAUGCUGAAAACACGCUGGCGUUCCAUUUUUUUCAAGGCACUGGAAGUCAGCCCUGCUUUUGUGCCAGAUGUCAUAGCAUGCUGUACGGUGCUCCACAACCUCUGUCUUAGUAAUGGGGACAUAGUUGAUCCAGAAGUUGCGGAGGAUGACGAUGGCCCACCUGAACCCUGCAACACAGAAGCCAGCGCAGGAGAGCAUGUGCGGGACGAUUUAGCUGCAGCGGUGUCUGCACCUGGCAACUGUGUGCCUGCUCUUCAUGAGCACGAUUACCUGUAGGACACUUAACACAGGUUAAAAUCAGUUCUUGUUCUUAGAUUGACAGUGUUCCAGCUUGUCUAUGUUAGUUAUUAUGUAAAUAGUUAGGAGUGUGUGUGGGCACAGCCCACAGGGUGCUGUGAUGCGUACAGUGCAGUAGUAGUAGUUAGAGAGGUGCAUGGCCAUCUGUGUGCAUCCCUCUGUCUUACAGCUCACUGCCGCUGGACAAAGCCUCUCCAUCACCAAGACUCCUGUCGGGCCUCCUCGCGGCUGCACAUGGUAACUGGGGAUAUUGCAGACCCAGGCUAAUCGACAGGGGAUCUCGGAGCUACAGUGGUCCCUAGAGGUGACACCCACCAACCACUGGCACACUGCCUUAGGCUGUGUGUGAAUUUGUAU